Eruca vesicaria subsp. sativa (arugula) is the source of this 824-nucleotide messenger RNA. NCBI's taxonomy places the organism in Eukaryota, Viridiplantae, Streptophyta, Magnoliopsida, Brassicales, Brassicaceae. The record is from the annotation of a GenBank genome assembly.
AUGGGAAGAGGGAGAGUGGAGAUGAAGUUGAUAGAGAACAAAAUCAAUAGACAAGUGACCUUCUCAAAAAGAAGAAACGGUUUGUUGAAGAAAGCUUAUGAGCUCUCUGUUCUCUGUGAUGCUGAAGUUGCUCUCAUCGUCUUCUCUAGCCGCGGCAAGCUCUACGAGUUCGGCAGUGUCGGAGUUGAAAGAACAAUUGAACGGUAUCACCGUUGCUACAACUGUUCUCUUCGCAAUAAUAGGCCUGAGGAGUCUACACAGAAUUGGAAUCAGGAGGUGAAAAAGCUCAAAUCCAAAUACGAAUCUCUUGUUCGCGCUAAUAGGCGCUUACUUGGAGAAGAUCUUGGAGAAAUGAGCGUGAAGGAACUGCAAGGGUUGGAGAGGCAGCUGGAAGCCGCUCUUACUGCCACUCGAAAACGCAAGACACAAGUUAUGAUGGAAGAAAUGGAAGAUCUUCGGAAAAAGGAGAGGCAACUCGGAGACAUAAACAAACAACUUAAGAUUAAGUUUGAGACCGAAAGCCAUGCUUUCAAAUCGUUUCAAGACUUAUGGCCAAACACGGUAGCAUCAGUGAACGGUGAUCCCAGUAAUUCUGAAUUCCUGGUUCAGUCUAGUUCAGUGGAUUGCAACACCGAGCCCUUUUUACAAAUAGGGUUCCAACAAUAUUACUACAUGCAAGGCGAAGGUUCUUCUGUACCAAAGAGUAACAUGGCAUGUGAGACCAAUUUCGUCCAAGGUUGGGUUCUUUGACAUGUUGUUGACUACAUCCCAAGGCCACUGGUGUCACGCCAAUUUCAGCUCUAAAGCUAUAUUUGUCAAUUAGA